AUGUCUUCUGCACUACGAAUUACCACCGCCUCGGCGGCGCGCAUGUUGCGCACGAAUGCGAUGAUCCCCAGAGCUUCGGUCAUCGGUCGUCGAGCAGCCAGCAGCGACAACGGCUCUCCGAUUCCCUCUAUGGAAGGCGCCCGCGUGCCUGAGAAGCUCCCCAAGGAGGACUCGCCUCUGAACACGCCCAAGCGGAACUCGCCCGAUUACGAUGUUCCUAUUGAUAUAGCCACUUCCACCUGGACCCCAGUCCCCAAGCACAUCCAAAAUGGUUCCGAGGAGGGUAUCCUCCCGGCCGCCGUCGUCUCCGGUGCUCCCAUGGAACUUCAGGCUCGCACCGUCCGCAUCUUCCUCCCCUCCAAACCCGCCACCCAAUCCUCCAACUCCCGCGUCCUGUGGCGCAUGGACUGGGACGUCCUCGAAAAGGGCCACCGGUGGGAGAACCAGCUGAUGGGCUGGCAGUCGUCUGGCGACUUCGUGCAGGGCACCCACCUCAACUUCCGCACCAAGGAGGAGGCUAUUGCUUUUGCGGAGAAGCAAGGGUACGAGUAUUUCGUGCAGGAGCCGAACCAGCGCCACUUUACGCCCAAGGCGUAUGCGAACAACUUUUUGUAUAGCCCCAAGAAGUUGAAGAUUGUUAGGACUAAGUAA
Messenger RNA from Sordaria macrospora k-hell, 651 nucleotides. RefSeq lists its product as uncharacterized. NCBI's taxonomy places the organism in Eukaryota, Fungi, Ascomycota, Sordariomycetes, Sordariales, Sordariaceae. The record is from RefSeq and is a predicted model, not a curated record. Gene Ontology annotation, biological process: electron transport chain.